CUGCUCUAGUCCAAUCAUCUGCUGGUCUCAUCUUUACACAGGAUGCUUCAAACCGCUUUUUCUUUAAAUGACGUAACAGCAUUACAUCAUUUAAAAGUUAGAUCAUUCAAAAAUUCACAUCCACUUGAAUUUUGUCAAAAAAAGCAGUUCUUGCCAGUUGACAUCUUGAAUUGAUCAAACAAACGAGUGAUUGUGUGACAUUUUCAGCUGACGCUCGACCAGUGUUAUGACGGCGUCACAUUUUUAGGCUUUACAGCCGUUCAGGUCGGACAUCUGCGGUCAGUUCACUGAUAUCCACACAUGUGGAUAUUCCCGAUGUUUCUCCUUCCUGCCGCAGAGCUGACACACCUGUGUGAACUUAUUGGAGCCACUGACUCAGAGGGUCCCUCUCAGGUGAAGAGGACGCUGUAGGUCCUGACUCCCACCACCAGAGGGCGUGCUGAUGUCACUGUGUGUGCGUGUGUGGUAGUCUGUUUUGAGCACGCUCCAUCUGCUCUGUACAGGACUCUGGUCUUUAGAACAAACUCUCUCCAUGCUAAAAAUUAAUUUCACACCGACAGUCUCUCCUCCACGUGAGGUGAUGAUGACGCUGCGCUGACUCAUUUGUGUGUGUCUGUGCACGUGUGUGUGUGUGUGUGUGUGUGUGGUGAAUGAAUCAGGGACACUCUACCUCCUCUUUCCUCCUUCCUCCUCCUCUUAUGUCGUGACGUUCAUUCAGGAGGAAACUCUACAAACAGUCCUGAGAUAUUCUGAGAGACUUUACUCACUGUGUGUGUGUGUGUGUGUGUGUGUGUGUGUGUGUGUGUGACUCACAGGGAAAUACCUCUGUGGAUGGAGGGAGGGAUUAAACAGGCUGAGAGGUAUAAUUACUGUAACAGAGCAGAGAGGAAGAGUAGAGUGACCCUGCACACUGUUCGUUCAGUUCAGGACCACCGGGCCAGCACCAGGAGGACUGGCAGCAUCAGAACAAGCCUCAGAGCGCAUCAGACCUGCAGCGACUUCACGUCAGAGUUUCUAGUUUCCGCCCUGAAGUCUCUUGAAUUUCAGAAGAUUUCGUCUGAAGAAUCUCAAACCUGUUUCAAAUAAAAACUCUACUGUGUCUUACUCUGCAUCAGACCGCCAACCAUUAUGUGCUCUCUUUCUGCCGUGGUCUUUUCCAUCUCGGCAUGGCUUCUCAUCGAUGCCUCUCCGACCAUCUCUCCGGCACCACGGCUGCAGGACUCGGCGCUAUCCUCUGACUGUCCUUCGUGCUCUUUGGCUCAGCUGAGGAGGAACUCGUCUUCGUCCGGAGCUCAGAGCGACAUGGUGGAGGCAGUGAAGCGUCACAUUCUCAACAUGCUGCACCUGAGCGCCCGGCCCAACCUGACACAGCCAGUUCCUCGUGCCGCUCUGCUCAACGCCAUCAAGAAACUUCACGUGGCCCAUGUGGCUGAAGACGGCAGUGUGGAGAUCCAGGAGGGCCAGGGCACGGACAAUUCAGCACCACCCGAACCGCCAUCUGAAAUAAUCACCUUUGGAGAGCCAGGCAACGGGCCAAACACGGUGACCUUUGACAUUUCAAGGGAGGACAGUGGCUCGUCUGUGGUGGAGCAGGCAAAUAUUUGGAUCUUCCUGAAAAUGUCAAAGAUGAACCGCCUGAGAAGCAAAGUGAUGCUGCGGCUUUAUCGUGACGAUGAUGACGAGGACUGUGUUUCGGAAAAGAUGGCGGACACCCGUCGUAGUGGCUGGCACACCCUUGCCAUUCCUCGCACUGUUCAGAAUCUACUGGAUGGCGGCAGGAGUCCUCUUAGGUUACGGGUUUCCUGUCCUCUAUGUCUCGAGGCAGGUGCCGCUCCCGUCCUGACACCUGCAAACGGUGAACUGGCCACGGGACGAGAUCAGUCACACCGGCCAUUCCUCAUGGUGGCGCUUCAAGCUCGAGAGGAGGUGGCUAAGCGACGAGCUAAACGAGCUCUGCAGUGCGAUGGGAAAAUCCGCAUCUGCUGCAAACGAGAGUUUUACGUGAACUUUAAAGACAUCGGCUGGAGCGACUGGAUCAUCGCUCCGGCUGGUUACCACGCCAACUACUGUGAAGGCGACUGUCCAAACCACAUGGCAAGCAUUGGAAGCUCACCACUGUCUUUCCAUUCAACGGUCAUCAACCAUUAUCGCAUGAGAGGCUACAGCCCAUUUCAAAACAUCAAGUCUUGCUGCGUGCCAACGAGGCUGCGAGCAAUGUCAAUGCUCUACUACAACGAAGAGCAGAAGAUCAUCAAGAAGGACAUCCAGAAUAUGAUCGUGGAGGAGUGCGGCUGCUCGUGAACAGCUGGCUUUUGCUCCACUGGGAGCAAACCUCUGAGAACCUCUGAGAAAUAUUCUGUCAAACCUGCAACCUGCAGGAAGAAACAUCUGAUGCACUCUUUCCCAGGAAAGACAAUCUCCUGUGUUCAGUGAAUCUUUGUGUUUCAUACUAGGAGAGACUUUUCCACAUUGGAAUGUGCUGAGGAUACUAUGCAACGUGGAUGUCUCUGUGUGCUUCAUCAGUGUUGGUUUUCUGCUGCUCAGAGAACGUUUCCACAAUAUUAGCAUGUUCCACUGAAGCUGAAAGUAGUUAAUCUGGUUGCUGAAGCCAAACUUUAUUUUCGUUAUUGUUAUGAAACACACUGAAUAUAGAUAUUUGCACAGUAAUAGGUAUUUCUAGAUGCAUUGCCUCAGUUUGAGUUGAGAGGAUUCAGAUGAAAGCCAAAGACAAACGUUUGGUUCAUUUUCCUGAGAGACAAACGGCUGAAAUCCACCUGUGUCAGAUUAAACCUUUAAUCUGCUGAAACAAAAACAAACUGAAGACAUUUCUCUUCACAUCAAUCUUUAAUUGUAAAUUGUGUUGUUUCUGUAAUUUAUUUCCAUUGAUUGUUUUCUCAUUAAACGGACUACCAAUCCACA
This is a messenger RNA of Oreochromis niloticus (Nile tilapia), 2919 nucleotides long. RefSeq names its product inhibin subunit beta Ab (gene inhbab). Lineage: Eukaryota; Metazoa; Chordata; Actinopteri; Cichliformes; Cichlidae. The record is from RefSeq and is a predicted model, not a curated record. The transcript has 2 exons. Gene Ontology annotation, molecular function: growth factor activity; cytokine activity; hormone activity. Gene Ontology annotation, cellular component: extracellular region. Bases 1129 to 2301 code for a protein of 390 amino acids.